Molecule: messenger RNA, 1161 nt
Organism: Octodon degus (degu)
Lineage: Eukaryota; Metazoa; Chordata; Mammalia; Rodentia; Octodontidae
Gene: Hacd4
Product: 3-hydroxyacyl-CoA dehydratase 4
Exons: 7
Coding region: 164-751 (195 amino acids)
Biological process (GO): very long-chain fatty acid biosynthetic process; fatty acid elongation; sphingolipid biosynthetic process
Cellular component (GO): endoplasmic reticulum membrane
Molecular function (GO): 3-hydroxyacyl-CoA dehydratase activity
Source: RefSeq, a predicted model, not a curated record
CCACUGUUACCGUCCCACUAAGUUUUCUUGACCGCUUCUUUUUAUUUUGCAUAUCUGUUUCCCAGACGGGACAGAGCAGCUGCCAGUAGAGUAUUGGAAGAAUGUUUAUCUUUUCAUCUAUUAUUUAAUCCAGUUCUGUGGCCACUCUUGGAUAUUUACGAACAUGACAGUCAGAUUCUUUUCAUUUGGAAAAGAUUCAAUGAUAGAUACUUUUUAUGCUAUUGGGCUUGUCAUGCGACUCUGCCAAUUCAUUUCUCUCUUGGAGUUGCUGCACAUAUAUGUUGGUAUCGGAUCAAAUCAUCUUUUUCCGAGAUUUUUGCAGCUCACAGAGAGAAUGAUCAUCCUCUUUGUGGUGAUUACCAGUCAAGAGGAAAUCCAAGAAAAAUAUGUGGUGUGUGUUUUAUUCAUCUUUUGGAAUCUACUGGAUAUAGUUAGGUACACAGACAGCAUGCUCGCUGUCACGGGAACAUCCUACGCCAGCCUGACAUGGCUCAGCCAAACUCUGUGGAUGCCCAUCUAUCCCCUGUGUGUUCUUGCUGAGGCACUUGCUGUCUAUCAAUCACUGCCUUAUUUUGAAUCAUCUGGCACUUAUUCCACCAAGCUGCCCUUUGAUUUGGCCAUCUACUUCCCAUAUGUGCUGAAGCUAUAUCUCCUGAUGCUCUUUAUAGGUAUGUACUUUACCUACAGUCAUCUUUACUCAGAAAGAAGGGAUGUCCUCGGAGUCUUUUCCAUUAAAAAGAAGAAAAUGUGAAACACAGAAUUCCAAUAUGGUACAAGAAAAGAUGGGAUUCAGUGGCAGCAGACAAAGUGACAAGUAUUCUUGUGGAAAAAUACUCAUUGAGUAAAAGCCAUGACAUUAAAUAAUUACCAAAUUCUAGGUGACAAUAGUUUUUUUUCAGGAUAUACUCUGUACACCUUACUUCAUCAAAGUUUUAGAUUUUAUACAAGUUACAUUUAUAUUGUGUGAAGUCUGGUUAUUUUACUGUGUGAAGGUUGAUGAGGAAUAAGUUCAGUUAAGUUGAGAAAAUUUUAUUCCCUGAACUACAUGUAUUCUUCGUCACUUCAGAAACAGCAGAUCUACAAGAAGGAAGCACUAUACAAUAAGGCUCCGCAGGUGUCUGGUAUGACACACUUUGUAGAGAAAUGUAAUUGUCCAUGGAG